GCACUUAUCAGUAGAAUGUCCCAUUUCACCAUGAAUCAGCUUCACUGUUGGAUCUCCUCAUUUGGGCUCCUGCUCUGCCUCACAGUCUGUACAUGUAGUCCCAUGAAUAUAUGGAGAUUUGAGGGUCAGGACGUCACUAUCCCAUGCAGGUAUAACUCACAUUAUCAUGGGACAUGUGAUGUAUGUUGGAUGAGAGGAAGCAUCCCAAGAAGUGGGUGUGGUAAUCAAAUCAUUUACGCAAGUGGAAAAAACGUGUUGAUGCGAGGCAACAGGAGAUAUCAACUAAAUGGAAACCUGCAGAAGGGAGAUGCCUCUCUGACCAUUCUCAAUGCAAGAAUAAGUGACUCGGGAAAAUACGGCUGCCGGAUCCAUGUGCCUGGCUGGUUCAACGAUAUAAAAGUGGAGGUCUACUUGAUCAUUAUGGAAGCACCAAAACCCUCCACCACUCUGAGGCCUAUAACCACUACGACACGCGUUCCUACACACGGACCUGUUUUAACAACACAAGAUGAUAUAACCACCGUCCCAGAGCACGUGACCACUAGUCAUACAGGACCUGUUUUAACAACACAAGAUGAUAUAAGCACCGUCCCAGAGCACGUGACCACUAGUCAUACAGGACCUGAUUUAACAACACAAGAUGAGACAACCACCGCCCACGAGAAUGUGACCACUAAGCAUACGGGACCCGUUUUAACAACACAAGAUGAGACCACCACUGCCCCUGAACAUGUGACCACUAAGCAUACAGGACCUGUUUUAACAACACAAGAUGAUAUAAGCACCGUCCCAGAGCACGUGACCACUAGUCAUACAGGACCUGAUUUAACAACACAAGAUGAGACAACCACCGCCCACGAGAAUGUGACCACUAAGCAUACGGGACCCGUUUUAACAACACAAGAUGAGACCACCACUGCCCCUGAACAUGUGACCACUAAGCAUACAGGACCUGUUUUAACAACACAACAUGAUAUAAGCACCGUCUCAGAGCAUGUGACCACUAGUCAUACAGGACCUGAUUUAACAACACAAGAUGAGACAACCACCGCCCAUGAGAAUGUGACCACUAAGCAUACAGAAACACAACGGACCACUAGCACUCUGGGAUAUGUAACUACUGUGACACACAUUCCUACACAGGGACCCGUUUUAACAACACAAGAUGAGACCACCACUGCCCCUGAACAUGUGACCACUAAGCAUACAGUUGUGAUCGCGGAAAACGACCUCGAUGUAUCUUCUUCAGAAAAAGAAAUGCUUGUGAAUGAAGACCCAGGUGUGCUUCCUGCAAUCUUGGUGCCAGUUAUACUGAUUUUUGUGGUUUUGGGAAUCUCUGCUGUUUAUUUCAUAUUGAAGCAAAAAAGAAGAUUCAGGUCGACAAUAGAAUUAGCCAAGAACUCUUCUGUCAACUACAACAACUUGGACAGCAGCGUGACCCUGCCGAUAACGGACUUGUUUCAUAAUUAGACCUUGAAAAUGAAUAUGGCCGGUGAUCAUUAUAUUACAUGGAAUUUACAUACAAAACACCGUACAUGAAUUCAAUGUGUUAUAAAACACUGAGUUUUUACUUUUUUACUUCGUUUAAAUUACUCAUCAUUUAAAAAAAAAAAAAAAAAAAAAGAGCAAAAACUGAAAAAUACAAAAUAGCUGGCCACUGGAAAAAGAAAAAGGUGCAUGCAGUAGGACAUAAUAUAGAAAAUGUUUAUCAGUUGCUUAGACCUUUGUUUGUGAAUGAACUAACCUGCUGAAAACGUUGUAUUUUGGAUAGCUAUAACUAUGACUAUGAUAUAAAUGUGAUGCUUCCUUUCCUUCCUUUACAAUUUUAAGAUUGUUAUUUUAAGAUAAAACAUGUGUUGACAUUUUUAAGACCGGAUGUGUUUUGAAAGUGAAAAAACAACAACCAAUAAAGCAGCACUGAAUGUAAAAGUAGCUGAUAACAUAGCUUAACAUAACAUCGACGUCCUAAAAAGAUUUUUCUAAAACUUCUGCAAGAGUUUUAAUGCAUGAAAUAAACAGAUAAUUUUGUCA
Ictalurus furcatus (blue catfish) is the source of this 2031-nucleotide messenger RNA. Its product is annotated as hepatitis A virus cellular receptor 1 homolog. NCBI's taxonomy places the organism in Eukaryota, Metazoa, Chordata, Actinopteri, Siluriformes, Ictaluridae. Bases 16 to 1470 code for a protein of 484 amino acids. The record is from RefSeq and is a predicted model, not a curated record. The transcript is spliced from 18 exons.